Messenger RNA from Funneliformis geosporum, 223 nucleotides. Lineage: Eukaryota; Fungi; Glomeromycota; Glomeromycetes; Glomerales; Glomeraceae. The record is from the annotation of a GenBank genome assembly.
AUGUCAGAUUCUGCUUCUAGUUCUACCGUAAAUAUUAAAACAGAAAUUGUUCGUCUCGUUGAGAUUCAAGAAGAGAAGGCUGAAUUACUUUCCUACUUCACUAAGCAUAAAGAUCAGCAAGAUGAUGCGUUGUCAGAUCUUAAUUAUUUUGAUACGAAUGAAAAUAAACUUGCUUAUCUUAGAACUUUCUUGAAGCCUGAUACGUUCUUUCUAUCGAAGUGUG